AUGGCUGAGGUUGCGGUGGCCGCGGUGAGCUCGCUGCUGGGGCAGAUCCGCAACGAGGCUCUCUUCCUGGGGCGCGUGAAGAGCGACGUGCGGUUCAUCAAGCAUGAGAUGGAGAGCAUGCGGAGCUUCCUCGAGCGACUGGCCGAGACCGGCGAGGAUCAGGACCUGCAGGUCCAGACGUGGAUGGAGCAGGUCCGGGAGCUCGCCGGCGACUGCAGGACCUGCGUCGACAUCUACCUCCAGCGCGGUAACCCGGCCGCGGUCCUCGGCGCAAGGGUCGGCGUCUUCCGGCGAAGCCUCUGCUGGGCACCUUGGCUGGUGCAGAACAUGGUGAACCAGCACUACGCUGGCAUCGAGCUGCGUGAGCUCAAGGAGCGGGCGUACGACGUCGCACAGCGCCGCAAGAGGUACGGUGUGGUGGUCACCAUCAAGACCAAGCAGGAGCAGCCACCCGGCGGCGGCGACGACGACGAAGCGAGUGCAAAGAAGACAAGGACGACGGUGGUUGGCAGCUCUAUCCUACAUCACAGAGCACUGGAGCUCGCUCGCUCUCGCUCCCUGGAUGACUACUGCGGCGACAAGAUAGUCGAGUGGCUCGAUAGCGAUGCCCGUGCCGCAGCCGCUAGAGAUCGUUGGUGUCAAAGCAUACCAUCGAUCGCAAUUGUUGUACCGCAUCCAGACCCAGAGACCGCUGGGGCCAAUGCACGUGAUGCUUUGGCUUUUGUGGCGACCACCCGUUUCAGGCGCUCAGUGUGGAUCAACAUCCUCAAUGUGCAUAAGAAAUACCUGCUGAGAAAUACUAGAUUUUUUAUCCCUUUCAUUAAUAUUGCUUCCUGGACGGUGGCAAAAGGCAAUCCCAUAACACUCAUUGACACCCUCUGCUAUAUCCUGCGUGAAUGCCAGGAGCAGAAUCAUCAACAGAAAAAUCAUGGCGACGCGCAGGAGCAGGAUGUGCGGGACAACGCCUGGAGGGACAGAUCCAACAUUAUUAGUGAAAUCGCUGCAGGUUCCCAAAUUAAAAAGAUGAAGACAAAGAUUGAACAGAUCGAGAGCAAGAUCAAACAAAUGGAGACCGACCAUGCCCAAGCAGUAGAAGCUGCCAUCGACGGCGCCAUCGACACAUUGUCUAAUGCUCUCUGGAUUCAAAAACCCUUGGGCAUUCUCUUGAAGGCGCUGCAUCUUCUCAUUCAACCAGGUGAAACCUCUGAUCUAGCAACAAGUCUCCCCCAACUCGUAAAUAUGCUACUAUGGGACCAUGAAAAGAUUGUCAAGGAAACGGCCAAGAAACUUAAACAACAUAUUGAAGCAGCAGAACCUCCGUCUCCCGGCGAAACAAGGGAGGAUGAUCUUGGACAGGGGAAACAACAAGAAGCCAAAACUGUGUUCCCAAUUAGUCUCCAGCAGACCAAAUAUGAACAUAUACUACACAAGAUGUUCCCAGCCAAGGAGCCCCAGGAAGCUGCUAGCUCUGGCAUUUCAGAUGGUAUUCAAGCAGCUCCUGAUGAUGUUUCGGCUACUGCUAUUACUUCAGUCAGCAGUGUUGAGAUCAAAGAAAUCAUUUACAGGAUCAUACAAAACAUGCUACAAGACAUCCUAAAGGAGCAGCAACAUCAGCUUGCCCAGUUGCCGGAAGCUGAAGGCAAACCUGUGAAGCAGGAGCAAGCCUCAGCCUCACCACAUAAGUCAGGUUAUCAUCAGGAGGAUGAAUACGCCAGUGCAAUCAAAGAAACCAAGCAAAAGAUUACACAAAUCGAAUCAAAUAUUCAGGAACAGUUGAUGAUCCAAAUAGUAGUUGAAAAGAUUAAAGAACAGUUGAAAUGUGAAAGGACCUUGAUUAUCAUUGAAGAUUAUGGUAACUAUGUACCAGAGUGGGUGGAGAUCAGAAAUGCUUUGAACCCUCUGACAAGCUCAGGAAGUGCACUGAUAGUGACCACCACAAGCAUUCAAAGGGCCAAAGAAAUUUGCUAUCCACUGCGAGAGCCCAUAACCAAUUCUAUUGUUAGCAUGUACCAUGAUAUUUUCCAGUAUAUAAGCCAGUCCAUGAAUAAAGGUGUCAACCAAAUUUUCCACGACGUAGUUGACAAGUGUCCAGAUGAGUUCUGCAUGAAAAUCUUCACUCAUGCCAUGUACACUAAUCCGAAAAGGAGCAAUGAAGAUCUGCGCAAGUUGCUUGCCUCAAUGGAUCCAGAAAAAUCGUUGGCCAUUAAUGCCAACAAGAUGAUCAAUUUCUCCUACAAUGAUCUUCGCAAAGAAUACAAGUCCUGCUUGCUAUACCUAGCAAUCUUCCCUCCUGGUUACCGCAUUAGACGGUCAACCUUAGUAGGACGUUGGGUUACAGAAGGGAUGAUAGCUAAGGAACAAUGGCCAAGUGCCGUACGUCAUGCUGAGAGAUGUUUUGAAGCACUAAUUGACCGGUGGCUUGUAUAUCCCGGCGAUAUUGAUGGUGAAGGGAAGGUAAAGAGUUGUAUUGUAAGUGAUCUUGUUCAUGACUUUAUUACCAAGAUUGCCAAGAAACAACACAUUCUAGAACCACGACUCUCACAACAUUUGGCUCAUCAUUUCUCCAUUUUCAAUGAUCUCCAACUCCAAGUCUCUGAUAGAAUUGAUACUUUCUUGAAAAAGCUCCAUGGAUCAUCUAAAUUGUCAAUGCUUAAGGUGCUAGAUCUAGAAUGUUGUCGUUACUUCAAGAAUAACCAACACUGCCUCAAGGACAUAUGUAGCAAUAUAUUACUACUCAAGUAUCUAAGCCUAAGGAGAACAGAUAUUACCAUGCUACCUAGUGAAAUCAACAAUCUCUACGAGCUGGAGGUAUUGGAUAUCCGGCAAACUAAGGUGCCUGCAUAUGCAACAAGAGAUCUUGUCCUUGUAAAGCUAAAGCGCCUGCUAGCUGGCCAUACUGAUUUGAUUAGUUCAAGCAAUGAUAAGAUCAAAAAUUCGAUCAGUGAUGAGAUUUCAUCAUUCUCCUUUCAAAAGAAGGCACCAUUAUUCUCCAGUGUCCAAGUUCCUAACGAGAUAAAAAAGAUGGCAGGCAUGGAGGUAUUGUCAAAUGUCAAGGCUUCACGAAAUGGUCAAGAGUUGAUAGACAUUGGGAAGCUCUGGCAGCUAAAAAAGCUCGGUGUGGUUAUCAACGACAAGGACAAUCAUCGAAAGAAUUUACUUAAAGCAAUCAGUGACCUUUAUGAGUGCCUCCGGUCUUUGUCAAUCUCUAUUGUUCCCAAUACCGAAAGAGAGGCCACUGCAUCUAGUGGAGAUUUACAACAGCACAUUCGUCAUUGCCUGAGAUUCCGUCCCAAGUUUCUUGAGAGUCUAAGAAUCCAUGGUUACACACACAAUGGUCAGCUUCUUGCAUUAUUAGCUGAAGGUCUCAGUAAGCUUGCCAAGGUAACUCUGAGUAGUACCUCAUUGAACCAAGGCAAUCUCAAGGUUCUUGGUGAGCUACCCAACUUACGGUAUUUCAGGCUCAGACACAAUGGAUACACAGACAAAACUCUCACCUUUAAGAAGGAUGAAUUCAAAAAGAUGAUAUCUUUUCUUGUUGAGGGCUCCAACAUGAUCAGCAUUGAAUUUCAGAAUGGAGCAGCUACAGCGCUCGAGAAGAUUGUACUGUCCUCCACCGACACAAAGUCUCUUUCUGGGCUUGGAGACCUUCCAAAGUUGAAAGAGCUCGAGAUGAAGAGCAACAGGUUCCUCGUUUCAUUCUCUGAAGAGGUAGAAACUCAAAAGAAAUACACUCGUAGCAUUCUCACUUUCAAGAAGGAUAAAUUCCAAAAGCUCAAAUACUUACUUGUUGAGGGCCCCAACAUGGAGACAGACAUAACCUUUGAAGUUGGUGGAGCUCGAGAGCUUGAGAAGGCCGUCUUGUCCUUCGCCAACAUAAUGUCUAUUUCUGGGGCCAACAACCUUCUCAAGUUUAAGCAGCUUGAGUUGAAGGGCAACAAGUCGUUGCUUCUUUCAUCACUUGAGAAUGCCAAAAAAGUUUCAGAGGUGACUCUUCAUUCUACCUGGCUGGAUCGUUCUAACCUACAAAUUCUUGGCAAGAAACCAAGAAUCCGCUGCCUAGUGCUCUCGCAACACUCUUACGACGAAAGCCAGCUUAUCUUCAACAACAAUGAGUUUCCCGAGCUCGCCAUUCUUAUUGUUAAGUGCUCUGGCAUCACUGAGAUCCAAUUCACCGACAGAGCAGCUCCUAAGCUCGAGAAGAUCAUCUGGUCUUUCACCAAGAUGAAUUCACUCUCGGGCAUCACCAACCUUCCCAAUCUGAAGGAGCUCGAGUUAACUGGUGACCAUGUCCCUGAUCAGGUGAGGGAUGACAUCAAAGCACAUAGAAACCAACCUGUUCUUACCCUCAGGCAGCUGGAGCAUCAAGACCAGGACCAUGGAAGGGCACAAGAAGACCCCAAUGAUGCAAGGUUUUCAGCAUGCUCAUGGUUGUUGAAGAACAAGUACUAGCCUGCCGCAGGACAAAACGAAGAUUUUCUUCCACGCAUAUCCUACAGCCUUCCAUCCUUCCAUGAUCACCAGCUCCCAGGAUGAAUUUCAUGUAUAUGCGUGUGGUCUGUCCCUGUGAAUUGUAAAUAUGUAAUGCUCAUGUAUCCGUGAAAUAAUGUUGUGUGCGUGUCAGUUUAUAUGUUAAAUAAUUUCCUAGCUACCAGCUGCUUAAUUGCUGCAUGAUGCAUGAUCAAUGUGCCAUGCAUCUGAUCAAUGCACGCAUGCUAGCGUGGUAGCUUGAGCAAUGGCUGCUGAUUCCAUCGAUGCAAGCUAUGUUCAUGUAUCAGGGAUUUGUGUGUGUUUCAUCAGGGCACUUGCUUACAUGUUUGCAUGCAUGUGUGUCUUGAGUUGAUCAGUGUGUGCGCUCUCCUUUGAGCAUACGAGUGUGGAACCAUCAGGUUGUGGUCCCAUCCUUCCAUUCAUGUAACAAGUGCAAAAACAUUUCU
Molecule: messenger RNA, 4934 nt
Organism: Oryza brachyantha (malo sina)
Lineage: Eukaryota; Viridiplantae; Streptophyta; Magnoliopsida; Poales; Poaceae
Exons: 1
Coding region: 1-4449 (1482 amino acids)
Biological process (GO): defense response to other organism
Source: RefSeq, a predicted model, not a curated record